Molecule: messenger RNA, 4508 nt
Organism: Lineus longissimus
Lineage: Eukaryota; Metazoa; Nemertea; Pilidiophora; Heteronemertea; Lineidae
Exons: 3
Coding region: 229-3855 (1208 amino acids)
Source: RefSeq, a predicted model, not a curated record
CACAAAUUAAGAAAAAUUAUGGAAAAAAUCUUGAGAACGCUCGAUUGUUGUGUUCUCAAAAAAACCCUUUUUCUGCCUCCUAAUUAUUCAUCGAUUCAAGGGAGUCCAUCAAAAUGAAAAUUUAAGAGUUCCCAUCAUUACUGGACAUAUGCAACCAUAGCCUUAUUGCACUACAGGACAGGAUUUAUUGUGGCAAGCAUCAAAUCGAGUGCACCACCUGCAUUGAAGAUGGACAUAAAUCUCCCGUCAAAUUCUCCACUAGGUUCAGUGCCAUCUGGAGACACGACACCCGGCUCGGCUUCAUCUGACUCGGGGAUAUCUGGCGUGUUCGCUGCCGUACUGGCAGAUCCAAAUGAGGCUGCUCCAAAGAAGUCUGCUUCACCAGAUCCUAACGACCUUGCUGAGACUGGUCCAACUUCCUCAGCCCCAGCUACUGACACUGUUCAAAAGGUACUAAUUGGAGAGACCAUAUUCCAUGUCGCUUUACGGGAAGACGGAAGGUGUCGCUUAGUAAGCCUUGACGAACUUCAGUCCAAACUGCUUGCAAAAGCCAAAAUGAAACUAAUAUAUGAUUUCUGCAUGGCAGAUCAUAUAAAAAAAGAACUGUUUACGCAGCUUGAAGUGACUCUACUUCGUGACAAUGGUGUUUUCAAAACAGCAGGUCGUUUAAAAAGGUAUGCUGUACGCGUAGAGAGUGUUCACAGGAUCAUUAAUAUGGUAUCGAGACGAAUUGGGAUUGAUAUCGAUGACAGUGGUUACACUGAAUGGAAACAAUAUUCCUUCACCAUGAUACCUCCAAAUAAGCCAACAUUCACAUCUGUGUCGAGUAUAGCUACUGAGACAUUGCCCUGUGAAACCGAACAAUCCUCUCAUAUUGUCACAACGGCGGAGUCUGUUUCCAAAGAUGUAUCUUUGGUUUCUCUUCCUGUUACUUCACAGAGUGGCAAAAGAAACGUGUCAGAACCUUUAAGUGAAGAAACUUGUUGUCUUGGGCUGUCCUCCAGACAGGCAGCAGAUGUAGACUCUGAUCAUGUUGUCCACCCAAAUUUGACAAUUGAACUGAACAAAACUAUGGAUAGGACCAAACCCAAUGGGUUUCUGCUUGAGUCUACUGCUCUCAUUGAGAGCCAAAGUGUUGGGAUAUCUUCCAUGCUAGAUCAGAAGGAUCAUAUAGCUGAAUCUGAGGCAGCAAGAUGUCAUCUAGACAUAGACUCUCAAUCUGUGAUACCAACUGAACCAAAUACUGAAAUAGUAUCCCCUACCAUUGAUGGAAAACCGAGUGAUUCAUCAUCACGUGAACCGCUUGACAAUGUCAUUGAGAACGAUGUUAAAAUGACACUGCCAUGUCCAAAUGAUCUCAUUCUUAAAGAUUCUGAACCUGUGGUGGAGACUGAUGAAAGUAUGGAGAUGAAAACUGAAACAGUACUAGCUUCAAAUGAUGUCACAAUGGUUUCUAAGGACACUUUUUCCUAUGUCAAGACCGAUUCAGGUGACAAGAAUACAAUAUGUCCUAUUACUGAUAGUGUCGAAGUAACUUUAGGUAAAACAUGCGAUGAAGUUGAAUCGAAAUCUGGUGAAAUUGAUACUGAUAUGUUGCCUAAGUCUAAUAAAUGGUUCUCUGACUCUGAGGUAAAAACUUUUGAGGAAACGAGCUCAAGAGCUGUGCCCAAUUCUACUGCCGUGAAAACAAUGGACUUAUGUGCUCAUACUGAAACAAAUACUCCAGUCAUACCAAGUACAAGUAAUAAUACGCCGCCAGUUGAACUCUCCGUUUCCAUGGAGUCUGAGCCAGUGUCACCACCAUCUUGCCAGUCUGUUAGUGCACGAGCAUUCAAAUGGCGAGGGAAGAAACUACAUGCGUUCAAUCGGGAAGCUGGCGAACUGAUCAGUGUUGCUGAAUUCUGUCAAAACCUGAAUGAGCUCAUCGCGAAUCAAAACACUUCUAUCGCAUAUGAUUUGAUGGUGAAAAUACUUGAUAAAAAGUUCCUUCUUUCUGAGUUGGAUCUGACUUUUGACGAGAUUGUUUUCUUAGAGAACAAUGAUUCCCACCCUGCAGACUUAUUGCGCCGCCGUGCUAUGAUUCCUCUAACAGGACUCGACUAUGCCUUUGCACUCACAGCCAGGAAAGCUACGUCCAUGCAGACUUCGGAAACAGAUAGAAACAAGAAAGCAAAGAAGAAGAAGAAGAAGAAGCGGAAAGUUUCAUCAAGUUCUGACACUUCAGACAGUUCUUUGUCUCCCUCACCAAGCUCGCAACUCUCUACAGGUGAAAUAAUCAAGGAACCUGCCCAAGCUUCUAGUUCUAGUGAUCAUCCUGCCGUUAUGACUACAAGUAGUCAUGCUCCCUGUCCGACUGCACACAACCCUGGUACAAGUCCUGCUACAUGUAGUGGCCCAAAUGUCCCACCUGAGAGCGGCUGUAGCGACUUGGUUGUGCCAACUCCUGACUCUAUUCAAGCUCUUUCUGGUGACAAUUCAGUUUCAAUGCAUGAUGUCAGUGUAAGUGAAGAAAAGGAGUCUGGUCUGAUUUCUAGUCAACUGGUUGACAUGCCCAAUGUACUCAGGACUGAAAGCUCAAAGAUGUUAUCUUCACAGGCAGCAGCAGCUGGUGUUGACAGCUCAACAGCCACACCAAGCUUUCUUGUUGGUCAGUCACAGUUUGGGGCAGAGGAAAGUGCUAGUAAUCUUGUACAGGGAACACUCCAGGUAUGCUGUGGUGAACUUGAAGCCAACAUGUCCCUGAACCGCGGUUGUGUGGCCACUGUAAGUGCUAGUAGGACUCCUGUCACAGAGAUAAAAAACAGUGACAUUGCAUGUGAACCAUCUGGUCGUGUUGAUUCCAUGGUUGAAAGCGAUGCAGUUCCAAACACCAACCUUCCUUGCCAACAAGCUACCAGCUUCAUUCCAGGUGGAUACUCAAUGAGUUGUGCCGACACUCCUUUACAAAUAAGUGGUGCUAUGACUGCCAGUACAGAUAAUUACGCCCAAAAUAUUUUCCAGUGGAAUAAUCCGAACUUGAGUCAAGAGAUGCAGCCUGUGGUGAAUUUCCCAGGAAAUUGCCAGAUUCAGGAACCAGUUCUGAAUUACGCGCAGCCUUCUGCUGCCAUGAGUUAUUCGUGUGUGCCAUCUGCAUCAAGUGUGACCAUCAACUCUCCAGAACCUAGUGUAAGCGAUGACUCAUGUACUUGUGCUAGAACACGCCCGCUUGAGUAUCGGUACAAAGACCGCUGGGGCUUUCGGAAAAAACAGUGGGAAAAACUCAAAGUGCAAUUCAAACGUUGUCCUAAGAAAAUCCGACCUGGUACAGGUUUCGUCCUCCCCAAGACGACACGUUUUUUCAUCUUGAAGAGUUGUGAUGGAACAUUCACGGUGAAGGUGAAAAAAAUUCGAAAACGGAGAUCACUAAAAAAGACAUGUCAAAUGGAGGUUCCUGCUGAAGAACCUGUUGUGGAGUUAGAUCCCCCAAUGGAAACUGGGGAAGGACUCGAAUUCGGUAUGCCACAGUUGAUGAUUACUGACGUUCACAGCUUGCAGCCUGACAAUGUACCACCUGUCCCAGUAUAUCCUCAGUCUUAUCAGCCUCAAAUGGCAGUCUCCUAUGAAGGUCUGCAGGCAGCAUCUCUAGACCAACAGCCUCAGAUGCUAUAUAAUCCAGGUGUCUCUGCUGAUGGCAUGCCUUUCAUGGUAUAUUCUGAACAACCCAUGUUUAUUAUGUGUAACCCCAACGUUGCCCCUCCGAGUGAAAAUGUCGAUACAGUUUAUGACAACACGGUGGAAGGUGUCCCUGAGGUUGAGAAACCAAAGAGGAAGCGAGGACGACCACCUAAGAUUAAAAUCAAGCAAGAAAAAUUGUAAACAACUCUGUGAUAGACAUCUCUGCAUUUGAUGACUGCAUGCUGGUUGUUGCACUGGAAUCUACGAUAUUUUCUAUUUUAUUUAAUGGCGAACCACUUAGUGGAGCCCUUUAGUGACAAUUUGUCAAAUUGUCCAGGAGUUGGACUUGUACGAUAAUCCGAUCAAAUUCAAAUGAUGAGAUGAUGUUUAGCUGGCAAAAUGUGCCCAUUUCUUUUAAACUUACUUCUGUAGUCUUUUCUAGAUGUUUUGAAGAUGUGUUUGUUUGUCAUGAAUUGUUGCUAAUUAUGAAAGGCAUGAACCCUCUAUGGAAAGUAAUUAUGAAUAUUUGUUUGGAGUCGAGGCAUGCUGUGGUUGGCAGAUUGUUUAGUGCUGAUUAUCUUACUUUGGAGGGGGUUGCUGGAACAGAACAGUGUUGAAAAAUGGGUCCUUGUUUGGUAAAGUGACUUUGUGCUUGUAGAUACAAAUCAGUUAGAUUUUGUGGGGUAUGAAAUAACUUUAGAACGCUUGUUUAUGAAUUUCCUUUUGCAGCCGAAACUGAUAUGGUUAUAUAUUGAAUGUUUUCUUAAAUUUCAAAUUGAUCAUUUGGUGUAGAUUGCAGUGGCAAGGUUGGUGCAUGGAUGCAUUCUCACUGACUCUAUUCAUGUUUUAAUAAU